AUGCCACCCCUGGUACCCCUGCGCACCGGCCUCAUUGGGCCUCAACGGGCCCCUCGGGAAGUCGUCCACCGUGACGAGGACGAGGAGGAGGCCCACCAGAGCGACGACGCUGGAUUCCACCCAGCACCCUUAAGGGGCAUGCCGCUCCAGGCACUCCUGCGCAUCGGCCACAUCGGGCCGCCGGCGCUUCCUCUGGAAGUUGCCCGUGACAACGGCAAUGACGAGGAGGAAGUGCCCCUAGACCACAGCUUCGGACCCCUGCGGGUCAACCUCACCCCGCCCCAACGACGCGAGACUCCACCAGGGGAUCGCGUACCCGCUGUCGACAGGAGGAGGAGGCGCACCACACCGCCUCACCCCAGCACCCGCCGGACUACGCCAUAUAUGGGCGAGGUGGAAGCCGCCCUGGUCGAGUGCUUCGGGGAAAUACCGGAAGGCCUCGACGAUUGGGGGGACACCGGCGACAACACGCCGUCAACCAUCUCGGCCGACGAGGACGAGGUCAGCCUGGAUAGCAGCCAGCCAGAGGCCUCGCGACCGUCGUCCCCGCGUCGGACUCCGCCCCACGCCACCGGACCCACUGAUGAUGAGUCGGCAUCGACCAUCUCAGCCGAGGAGAACGAGACCAGCCGGGACAGCGGCAGGACCCAUGUCUCCUGGUCGCCACCCCCGCGUUGGACCUCGCCCAGCGUCGCUCAAGCCGGACCAUCGCCACGGCAAAGCUGGACGCCACUCACGGCCCAGCCCAGGUCCCCUCCGCCCUCCUACGAGGACAUAUUUGGCCCGGGGCCUUUUACCGGCCCGCACACCCCCGCUCGCUGCGCCGCCGUCAUCUCAAGGCACGACCCUCGGCCUCGGCUGCCCACCAUUGCUGAAUUGGCCGCAGAGCAGGCGCGUCGAAAAGCGGAGGACCUCCGAGAAGAACUCGGCAUCCCACCGGCUGUCCCACCACCCGCGAAUGGUCAGCCACCACCGACCCCACGCCGCCGAGCACGGCGCCGAAACGCACCAUGGGCAGACGGCCCGCCCAGCUCAUCCGACGAAUCGUCGUUGGACACCGUCGAAGAUACCACCAACCCUCCCCGCUGGGUACCGGCUCCAGCAGAGAGGACCACGCCCAACAGCAGAUUGCCGGCCGCCUUGCUCCGCCGGAUUCAAGGGCGGCUGGCAAUACCAAGGCGACGGACGACCCGGAUCUUGGAGGAGGAGGCAAGUCAACGCUUCCGCGUCCAAAUAAAUCGAAAUGGGAAAGUCAUCGUCACUCUCCAGCCCUCCCGAAGAUGGGAUGGGGUGUGA
Messenger RNA from Drosophila kikkawai, 1296 nucleotides. The record is from RefSeq and is a predicted model, not a curated record. NCBI's taxonomy places the organism in Eukaryota, Metazoa, Arthropoda, Insecta, Diptera, Drosophilidae.